Arabis nemorensis is the source of this 1020-nucleotide messenger RNA. The record is from the annotation of a GenBank genome assembly. Lineage: Eukaryota; Viridiplantae; Streptophyta; Magnoliopsida; Brassicales; Brassicaceae.
AUGUACCAAGCCAGAUCGCAGAAGGCUGCUGUAGAAUUCCUCUGGAAUGGUGCACAACAAUCCGGUGAGUCGGAAGAUUCAAUAACGGAAGCUAUUCUGGGUUUCUCCAAGAAUGAAUUCGCAUACUGGGAAUCGAAUUUGCUCUGGUCGUUGAAAAAAUUUAACGAUUUAAAUAAGCUUCUAGUUCUAUGGGAUAUGGUAGCUGCAAUGUUGGCGUUCAAGCAAUCAAUGCCAGAGUUUGUUGAAUUGGUAUUAACCAAAUGGCUCUCUGUGUCAUACCUUGGAUUUCAUGAUGAUAUCCCCAUGGAAGAUCUUGUGCCGAAGAUCUCCAAACGCUUCUCUACUGUUCCUUACAGGCUAUUACUUACACAUUCUCAAUGUAAUCUCCAGACGUGUAAUGUUAUCAGAGCUCAAAAGGGAGGAAAUCAACAGAAAACUGCAAGUUUCUCGGCUUAUCUAAGCGCUGAGUCAUCUCCAGGUACUGUUUUCUCUUCCACUGGGAAUUGGCGUCCAACUGGAUUGGCUCAGUUGCAACAGUGGGUUGAGGUAAAUCACGAUAUUGUCUCUCGUCAGCUCGAAACACUUUCCGCGCAAGUAAAAUCUAGUCUAACAAGAUCAAGUAACAGCACAGAAANCGCAUUAGAGGAAGAGAAAUGCCCNUAUUGCGCCGCGCCUGUCCAUUUCCACUCANCAGAAGAAGNUUUUUGNCAAUCUCCGCACCAAAACAAGAAGAAGAGCAAAGACAAACAGAGAUGUGAUCAAAGUCACGAGCUUGAGAGGUGUUGUGUCUCAAUGCAAGUAUGUCCACCAACUCCUUUAUGGUUCUGCAAAUGCUGCAGCCGAAUGACUUUAGAACUCGCUCCAGAGACCUUAUUUGCAUUGCCUUCGUUCCCGAGUGAUCUCAAAUCGCUUACGGAAUCUUACUUUAGCAAUGUUGCCACAAAACCAUUCUGCCUCUUCUGUGGAAUUCUCUUGCAGAGAAAGCAGCCAGAGUUUCUGCUCUCUGCUUCACCUGUGUGA